GACACCGAUGCUGGCAGCAGCGUCAUCCUGGUCGAGAGCCCUGUCGGCACGUACGGCUUGGAGGGAGAGGACAGCAUCCCCUACGAGCAGACGGCCCUGAGGGCCAUUCACGAGAGCGACGGCGGGCUGGUCCGGGCGAGUCGGCAGGUUGUCAUCGUCGUCCCCGAGGGCGUGGGCGAGGACCGGAAGGUCCGAGUGAUUGUCAACAAUAUGCAGUUGGAGCUCGUCAUACCAGAAGGGUCGGUGGCCGGCGACACCGUGGCCUGCGACCUCCCCGCCGUGGCGCCUCUGGAGCCCUGGCGGCAGAAGCAGAUCCUCCAGGACGACAUCCUCAUGACCCAGCUGCGGUGGUUCAAGACAGAGGAGUGA
Molecule: messenger RNA, 369 nt
Organism: Prorocentrum cordatum
Lineage: Eukaryota; Dinophyceae; Prorocentrales; Prorocentraceae
Source: the annotation of a GenBank genome assembly